UAUUCCUCUGCCAGAGUGUUUCUGUCUCCUGAGGUUUUUCUCAUUCCCUGGUUGUCAUCCUCUUCCUUUUUGGCAUUAACUCUCUCUCGCUCUCUUUAUAUUUGUAAGGACGAGAGACAGAGAGAGAGAGAGAGAGAGAGAUUUGGACAGACAGAAAGAGAGAAAGAUUAAUAUGCGUUGAUGAAGGAGGAUAGAGAGAGGAAGGAGCUACAAUUUAAGUGCAGACACACACACGCUGAACUCAACAAACACACGUUUCGCUCUCAUCUGACCGCGGAGCUGUCUCAUGCUACAGGUGUGUAACAGCGGACAGCAGUUAUGGGUCUCGUCAUGGGAGCAUUCUCCAUGCAGGGCAAACAGGUGGACUAUCACCCAGAUAAGGUGGAUGAUGAUCUGGAGCUGUCUGUGGUGUGUCACCGUCCCGAGGGUUUGGAGCCACUGGAGGCUCAGACAAACUUCAACAAGAAAGAGCUGCAAGUGCUCUACAGAGGCUUUAAAAACGAGUGUCCCAGCGGUGUGGUCAACGAGGAGACGUUCAAACAGAUCUACUCGCAGUUCUUUCCUCACGGCGACGCCAGCACAUACGCGCAUUACCUGUUUAACGCCUUCGACACUUCCCACAAUGGAUCCAUCAAAUUCGAGGACUUUGUAAUGGCUCUGUCCAUCUUGUUGAGAGGAACAACAACAGAGAAGUUGCAGUGGACCUUCAACCUGUACGACAUUAACAGAGACGGUUACAUUACUAAAGAGGAGAUGACUGAUAUAGUGAAAGCCAUAUAUGACAUGAUGGGCCGCUUCACGUAUCCUGCUCUGAAGACAGACGCUCCCAAACAACAUGUGGACGCUUUCUUUCGGAAAAUGGACAAGAACCGUGAUGGAGUCGUCACUCUUGAUGAGUUUAUUUUCUCCUGUCAAGAGGAUGAAAACAUCAUGAGAUCAUUGCAGCUCUUUGAGAACGUGAUAUAGAGCUACAGGAAGAAAGAAACCGAUGAACUGUUGAAUCUGAUCACAUAAAGGAGGAAUAACUUUUACCCCAAUCACCAUGGUUACAGUUUGACAUCACCUUGUUACCAUGGCAAUAUGCCGACUGUUUGAUUUACAUCCCAGGAAACCUGCGCAUCCUUUAAACCCGGUGUUUGACCUCGUUCUGUUACAGACGUGAGAUUUAUAUGUCUAUAACCAAAAAAGCUACUAUGUCGGUAAUUGUGUGUGCGAAAGGCCCAGCGGGUUUCCAAGAGGUCCUGUAGAAGCCAGUUGAGCUCUUUCCAUCGGACUGAAUUUACUGUGAGGGAUUUGAAAGUAUAUGUGAUGCAUUUUAAACUAUUUAUGGCGGAUUGUGGGAACGUUUUUCAAGAGCAACAUCUGAUAUACUCAACCUGUGAUAGUUCUCCAGUUAAUGUGCUACAGAUAUUCAUCCUAAAACCAUUUUUCUGUGUCUGUCAUUUAGGUAGGAAUGCUUAUAAUAUAACCAGUGGUUUUCUCAUGAUCCGACCCAUCAGAGUUGCUUGUCUGCUGUGUUUGUUUUUGACAGCAUUUGUCUUGUGCUCGUGCAUCUCGUCAUCCUGACCAUUGCUUGCUGGUCGUGUCCAUUAUUAGUGAUAGUCUGUAUUCAUCACUCGUCUCUUGUUGGCUUGUGAUCGCUCUUAGCUUGGCCUACUCGAAUAUCUGUUUUCUGAUUGGUCUGUUUGGCUGUCAGUGUCAUCUGAGAAGUAUCCUCAAAUGUGGUUCACAUUAAUGAAGUAGAGUGAUUUUAUUUAAAUAUGCAUAAAUUAGAGAGAGCAGGUGUCUUAUUUCUAAUGAUUUUGGGGUGAAAUGUGACACAUUGGCUCCUGUGCAGAUGGCUAUAGCAAGCUUUAGCACUCACUAUAUUUGUCUUUGUUUGUGUUUAACUAAUAUAAAACCAUUUUUUGUUUUAUUGCGUUAAAGCUGUGAAUUGCCAAAACUUAUUACUGUUUUAUGCAGCCAUAAUGCCAACUAACUGUGACAUGAUUCAAGAGAGCAAAAAAAAAAAAUUAUUUAAAAGACUGAAAAUAAAAGAUUUAUAUAAUGCUUUGAUUUGUCUAGACAAAUGCAACUCAGCAUAAAUGACAUUAACAAUCCAGCUGCUUCGAAAUCUAAUAUAUAUAUCUGAAUGAAACUGAAUAUUAUUUGUGGCCUAAUGGUUAGAGAGUAGCAACUAAGGUCGCAGGUUCAGUUCUCAACAUUGGAUUUGAGUUGAAAAAUAGAGAAAAUAUAUUUAAAAUGAUAAUAAUAGUAAACUCUUCA
Molecule: messenger RNA, 2265 nt
Organism: Carassius carassius (crucian carp)
Lineage: Eukaryota; Metazoa; Chordata; Actinopteri; Cypriniformes; Cyprinidae
Product: Kv channel-interacting protein 1-like
Exons: 8
Coding region: 319-966 (215 amino acids)
Biological process (GO): regulation of potassium ion transmembrane transport
Cellular component (GO): voltage-gated potassium channel complex
Molecular function (GO): transmembrane transporter binding; potassium channel regulator activity; calcium ion binding
Source: RefSeq, a predicted model, not a curated record